Nerophis lumbriciformis (worm pipefish) is the source of this 1907-nucleotide messenger RNA. Lineage: Eukaryota; Metazoa; Chordata; Actinopteri; Syngnathiformes; Syngnathidae. The record is from RefSeq and is a predicted model, not a curated record.
GAACAGGGACGGAUUCAAGUUGCACCAGUGGCCCAAAGAUGCGAAAGUGGCAAGAAAUUGGACGAAAUGUGUUCAAAAUACGAGGCUGUGGGGAAAGCCGACGAAAUGGUCAGUCGUUUGUUCCGCACACUUUACCGACGAAAGCUAUGCUACGACAGAGAUGGCAACCGUCCCUUAUUCCACCGAAGAUGAUCAAGAGAAGAAUAUCGACCCUAGCUUCCCUGGCCUGCUGACAUCAACUCCAAAACUGGACAGAUCAGCUUUCAGGAAAAGAGAGCGGAUGAGGCGUGGACACUUUGUGAUCAGAUACGACCGACAGACGAUUCUGGAUGUGGAUAGAUCGGGCCGUUAUAGGCUGAAAGAUGCGGGUACUUUCGACCUCCUCGCUAGCAUGGGGAUUCUUCGCCGGCUACAUCCAGCGGCCUCGAAAGCAGCGGAGUCAAGUGCCAGCGAGGACCGUCAACGGAAGACACGUAAGCGGUGUGAGCGGAAGCAGAAGCGGGGAUGCCGAGCGGGGCUAACAACAAAGCGAAAGGCUAAUCCUCAAAGAAGCGCUAGUCCGGGUGAGAAGUUAGUUAAAAUAGAACUAGCCAGCGCCAGGCUGGAUAAUACCUGCACACAUAGCAACUAUUUUAGAACAAUACAUAACUCAAAAAAUGUUUUUUCUGUGUCAGAAGUAGACAUGCACUCUACUGAGGUGGCAAGUUAUGAUGCGUUCGGUUUAUCACAACAUCAAGCAAACAAUCGGAAAAUUCCCGUCAUAUCAAUUCCUAGAUAUGGUCGAAAUUAUUUAAAGUGCACUACACAUAAUAAACACAACAUUAUUAAUAUUGCUACUACGGAUAAUUUCAACAAAAACUCCUCAAAACAGCCCACUACCUAUAAUAUGGGCUUCUUAAACAUAAGAUCAUUAUCUUCCAAAACGUUAUUAGUUAAUGAGGUCAUUAGAGACAAUAAUCUUGACGUUAUUGGUCUCGCCGAGACCUGGCUCAAACCAGACGAUUUCUUUGCGCUGGGUGAGGCGUCUCCUCCUGGCUAUGCGGGAGCGCAUAUUGCCCGUCCCAUUAAAAGGGGUGGGGGAGUUGCACUCAUACACAAUAAAAACUUUAAUCUUACCCCGACCUAAAUAAUAAAUAUAACUCGUUUGAGAUGCUUACUAUGAGGUUUGUCACACCGCUGCCUCUCCACCUGGCUGUUAUCUACCGCCCCCCAGGACCCAAUUCGGACUUCAUCAGUGAAUUUUCAGAGUUCGUUGCUGAUUUAGUGACGCACGCCGACAAUAUAAUCAUAAUGGGGGACUUUAAUAUCCAUAUGUAUACCCCAUCGGACCCUCAGUGCAUGGCGCUCCAGACUAUAAUUGAUAGCUGUGGUCUUACACAAAUAAUAAAUGAACCUACGCAUCGCAACGGAAAUACGAUAGAUCUAGUGCUGGUCAGGGGUGUCACCACCUCCAAAGUUACGAUACUCCCGUAUACUAAAGUAAUGUCCGAUCAUUACCUUAUAAAAUUUGAAGUUCUGACUCAUUGUCAACAAACUAAUAAUAAUAACUACUAUAGCAGCCGCAACAUUAAUGCUGCCACAACGAUGACUCUUGCUGGCCUACUGCCUUCGGUAAUGGCACCAUUCCCAAAUUAUGUCGGCUCUAUUGAUAACCUCACUAACAACUUUAACGACGCCCUGCGCGACACCAUUGAUAGUAUAGCACCGCUAAAGCUUAAAAGAGCCCCUAAAAGGCGCACCCCAUGGUUUACAGAAGAAACUAGAGCCCAUAAAUUAUCAUGUAGAAAGCUGAAACGCAAAUGGCGCGCUACUAAACUUGAGGUUUUCCAUCAAGCAUGGAGUGAUAGUUUAAUAACUUAUAAACACAUGCUUACCCUAGCUAAAGCUAAAUAUUACUCAAAUCUCAU